Molecule: messenger RNA, 786 nt
Organism: Electrophorus electricus (electric eel)
Lineage: Eukaryota; Metazoa; Chordata; Actinopteri; Gymnotiformes; Gymnotidae
Source: RefSeq, a predicted model, not a curated record
CUACAAAAUACUCCAUAUGAGCUGCAUGUUUACGUUUUCAGUACCCCGUCGCGGUUUCUUGGAGUACAGCUGCAGCGCGAUGGCCUUCCCGAAUAUUUACCGGUUAUGUUUAGAUUUGUUUAGGCCGACAACGCCAGCACGCGCACUGCGAUGUUUGUCGCUAGCCGCGCGCAGAGUCGCCGACGGGAGCACGGGUCCGCCGUGGCGCGCGCCGUGUUUUCGCCGGACCGGGAGUCUCUGCAGCGCGCGACCUGUGCGCCGGGCAUUCGCAACGUCUGCGCGCGCUGGCGAUGACGCGCUUGGCCAAGUCCAGUCCAGCCAUUAUCACCUGGUGUACACCUGCAAGGUGUGCAGUACUCGCUCGAUGAAGAGGAUCUCCAAAAUAGCCUAUCACAAAGGAGUAGUGGUAGUAACCUGCCCGGGCUGUCGAAAUCAUCACGUAAUUGCAGAUAACCUGGGCUGGUUUUCCGAUCUGGAGGGAAAGAGAAACAUAGAGGAAAUCCUAGCAGCCAAGGGGGAGACCGUGAAGAGAAUCAAGGACGAUGCUGCCAUAGAGAUUGUUGCUGAAGAGACAAUUAAAGCAGGGUUGCAGAACAGAGAGGAUGUACCGCUAGUUGCGCCUCAGUCAGACCGCUCUGAAAAAACGUGACCGCUUGCAUGGCAUUCUGAAAUAUCCCUUUUCUUUGUCUGAAUGGAUACUGUAAUGUCUUUCAUUGUUUGGGAACAAUUUGCCUGUGAAUUGUAUUAAAUACAUUUCAGAUUACAAUAGUUUUUUUUAAAAGUCAA